AUGCCACACGAUGGAUGGCGAACCCUGCUGCCAUUCAUUAUCGGUACUUAUAAAAAUGGCCAUGCGGAAGUGAAACAGGAGUCGCUGGUAGUGUGGUAUCGCACAACCCCUGGAUCUGCCUGCGGUACUGAGGUCGUGGCGGAUCGGAUUUUCUACUACGCCUUCCUUACUGAAUAUGCCACGCCUGAAGUAACAAUCGGCAGCACCACGCAAAAGGGGACUUGGAGAAACCAACCGGCUAGCGGUAAGGGCAUCUACCACGGGAGCGCGCCAUUCGAUGGGGCGAGGGGGGAUGUAGAAGUGACUUUGUGGAGAGAACGAAACAGAAUUUUGAUACUGAGAGGCAAGGGAAUCUCUCUGAGCUGCUCUAUUGGUGUUCAGAAUUGGAAUGCCUGCGUGGGCAGAAACCAGUCGCCCAGCUAA
Molecule: messenger RNA, 423 nt
Organism: Aspergillus neoniger CBS 115656
Lineage: Eukaryota; Fungi; Ascomycota; Eurotiomycetes; Eurotiales; Aspergillaceae
Exons: 2
Coding region: 1-423 (140 amino acids)
Molecular function (GO): glucan endo-1,3-alpha-glucosidase activity
Source: RefSeq, a predicted model, not a curated record